Molecule: messenger RNA, 165 nt
Organism: Nezara viridula (southern green stink bug)
Lineage: Eukaryota; Metazoa; Arthropoda; Insecta; Hemiptera; Pentatomidae
Source: the annotation of a GenBank genome assembly
CUAAUUUAAAGGCGUCAAGUUAUUUAGAUUUGGUUCAGUCAUGAUGUAUGGAAGAAUAUCUCUGGAUGCUAACGCAAAUCUCCAUUUUUCUACGUGCUGUUCCAUAAAGCAUAUUUGUGCGUGAGAUUGCAGGUUUAUGUGAAGAAGAAACCAUCCUCCAAACAU